UUACCCUUUAAACAAGUUAACAGAGAUCGAUAUGUAUGUAUCUACAGCGACUACAACAGAUAUCUUGGCAUAUAUCAAACUUGAGAGGGAUAGGAAGUAGGAACGGACUAGAACGGAUGUGUUUUCAGAUAUUUCGUGCAAAGUUACGUAUGGUUACGUAUUAUAUGCUUUUUUAGUAAUUUUAAAUACUUUUGAUUAACGUUACGAUUACGUAGUAAUGAACAUGUACUAAUAAUAGGAAUCAUGUUAUCACAAAAUGUUGAUGGAAAAAAAGCCGUUGAUUAAAAUUAAAAUUAAAGUUAAUCAUGCUAUUUAUUAUUCAUCCAUUAAGAAGCUGUCGGCACAUAUCAUGCAGUUUUGUGCCAAAAUUUUCUGUCAUUAUGGGUUCUGGUUUCCCAAGACAAAAGUCAAUAAAGACUGGGUAUAUGGAAGAACCAGUACUAACUAUGAAAGAUUGUCACAAACAAGUUAGGACGACAGUUUUAACAACACCUUUUCCCACAGAGAAAAAUGUUGACUAUAAAAUUGCAAAAGAUCCCUGUAAAAUAGAAAAGUCAGAAUGGACGCCUAUAGUAGUCGAUUAUACCAAACUUCAUAAAUACUAUCUCAAAUUAUCAAAGAUUAAAUUAACAUCUCUUGUCGUAGCAACAACGAUGGCUGGAUAUGCAUUAGCUCCUGCGCCAUUUGACUUUUAUACAUUUAUAAUGUGUUCUUUAGGCACAGGCUUAGUCUCUGCCACUGCAAAUACAAUUAAUCAAUUUUUUGAAGUACCUUUUGAUGCACAGAUGUCACGGACAAAAAAUCGGGUAUUGGUACGUGGUCAUUUGACGCCUAUUCACGCAGUAACAUUUGCAGCAGUAUCGGGUAUUAUUGGAUUAUCCAUACUCUACAAUGAAGUAAAUGGUAUUACAGCAAUGUUAGGUGCUAGCAAUCUUAUUUUAUACACGCUCAUAUAUACUCCUAUGAAACGCAUCAGUAUUGUCAACACGUGGGUUGGUUCUGUUGUAGGAGCAAUUCCUCCUCUUAUGGGUUGGGCUGCUUGUACUGGCAACAUAAUGGUACCAGGUGCUUGGCUUUUGCCCGGUAUUUUAUAUGCGUGGCAAUUUCCACACUUUAAUGCUCUUUCGUGGAAUUUGAGACCGGAUUAUUCACGAGCCGGUUAUCGAAUGAUGGCUGUUACAAAUCCAGAUUUAUGUCGUAGAACAACUAUGAGAUAUACGGUAGUUCUAAUGACUCUGUGUUAUUUAGCUCCUAUAUUGGAUGUAACUCAUUGGUGGUUUGCAUUGGCUUCGACACCAAUCAAUGCAUCUUUCCUGUAUCUAGCUUGGAAAUUUAACAAGCAAUCGGAUAGUGCAAAUUCUAGGAAAUUAUUUCGAUUUUCAUUACUUCAUCUACCUCUAUUGAUGAUGCUGAUAUUCUCAAGUAAAAAAUAUUGGGCCAACACGGACAAACAGGAAGAUAAAGUUGAAUCUUCUCACAACGAAUCAGCAAAGAAGACCGAUUUAUUGACUAUUUUCACAGCACCUAUCGCUACAGCAACUUCCUCUGUGUAAAAGUAGUUUUGUUCUGUUAAAUAUGUCGGUGACAUAGUACAAAUUAUUACAAUAUCGUUAUGAAUUUUAGGUCUCUAUGAGAUUCUUACAUUACCUCAUUAGCUUUUCAAAAUACGAUAUUGUGUAAUGUAGACUGUACAUAUGAUCGGUACUGAAUUUAUAUUGUCUGGCAUUAUUGUUACUUAAUCAAUAAACAAGAAUGUGACGUCACAUAUUUUCGUGGAAAAAGGUAAUAAAAUUCAGACCAUAAGUAAAA
Messenger RNA from Solenopsis invicta (red fire ant), 1809 nucleotides. RefSeq names its product protoheme IX farnesyltransferase, mitochondrial (gene Cox10). The transcript has 7 exons. Gene Ontology annotation, biological process: heme biosynthetic process. Bases 306 to 1553 code for a protein of 415 amino acids. Gene Ontology annotation, cellular component: membrane; mitochondrion. Lineage: Eukaryota; Metazoa; Arthropoda; Insecta; Hymenoptera; Formicidae. The record is from RefSeq and is a predicted model, not a curated record. Gene Ontology annotation, molecular function: protoheme IX farnesyltransferase activity.